CCUACUGCCGCUACGCUCUGCCGCAAAGGGGACUUACUAACCUUCUCACCCCCCCUGAGCGAUACGAUCCGUCUGUUUACGGCUUUAACACAACGUUGCUAACUUAUCAUGAUCAAUUUCAACCGAACGACUCGUUGAUUGUCGGCGUGAUUGUAGAUUUUUGCGAGCGGUUUGGCGGGACUUACCGGGGUUAACAAUACGGGAGCUAAAAAGGCUAAAGCUAGCGUCGAAACAGGCCCCCCGUUUUCAGGUAGCUAACGCAGCUAGCCGAGCACUACUGCGGCUGUCAUGGAAGACAAAUCUUUCACCAAGGAAUUAGACCAAUGGAUCGAGCAGCUCAAUGAGUGCAAGCAGCUUUCAGAAGGCCAAGUCAGGACACUCUGUGAGAUGGCCAAGGAGAUUCUGACCAAGGAGUCCAACGUUCAGGAGGUGCGAUGCCCGGUGACUGUGUGCGGCGACGUGCACGGCCAGUUCCACGACCUCAUGGAGCUGUUCAAGAUCGGCGGCAAGUCCCCGGACACCAACUACCUGUUCAUGGGCGACUACGUGGACAGAGGCUACUACUCGGUGGAGACGGUCACGCUGCUCGUCACGUUAAAGGUGCGUUUCCAGGAGCGGAUCACCAUCCUGCGAGGAAACCACGAGUCUCGGCAGAUCACGCAAGUGUACGGCUUCUAUGACGAGUGCCUGAGGAAAUACGGCAACGCCAACGUCUGGAAGUACUUCACAGACCUGUUUGACUACCUGCCGCUCACCGCGCUGGUUGACGGACAGAUCUUCUGUCUGCACGGGGGUCUGUCGCCCUCCAUCGACACUUUGGACCACAUACGAGCUCUGGACCGCCUGCAGGAGGUCCCGCAUGAGGGCCCCAUGUGCGACCUGCUGUGGUCGGACCCCGAUGACCGUGGUGGAUGGGGCAUCUCCCCCCGAGGUGCGGGCUACACCUUCGGGCAGGACAUCUCUGAAACCUUCAACCACGCCAAUGGACUCACGCUGGUGUCCCGCGCCCAUCAGCUGGUCAUGGAGGGCUACAACUGGGGCCACGACAAGAACGUUGUGACCAUCUUCAGUGCUCCAAACUACUGCUACCGCUGCGGCAACCAGGCGGCCAUCAUGGAACUGGACGACACCCUCAAGUACUCUUUCCUUCAGUUUGACCCUGCCCCCCGCCGUGGCGAGCCCCACGUGACCAGACGCACUCCUGACUACUUCCUGUGAAUGUUCAACGCCGUCCCCCUCCCCUUUCGUCAGUCGCCCACAAGUUUCACCCACUGCCCCGCCCUCGUUACUGUAUCGAGAAGAAAAGACGUGAUUGGCUGGGGAGAGGGGAGGAAAAACCUCCCGAAGAGUUAAACGUAGCGUUGUCCCGCCCCUCCACACAGUGGUGUUCUCACUCUGCCGUCAUUAACGCUGUGCUUCUGGAGUAAAAAAAAAAAACUACACGUGCAACAAAGAUGUUACUACUUUUUUGUUUGUUUGUUUGUUUCACACAUGUUUUUAAGACAACAUAAUAAAACUUCCAAGGUGGACCAAAUGUGCCAUAUUCUGAUCCUUUUCCAACUAUUUUUCUUUUUUACCUCACCACAACCUCGUGUCACCACAUUUGUGCUUUUUUCUCUUGCAAGAUCAUUUGGAACAAAAGAGGGGGGAAAAAAAGUUUGCUUCAAGUAGUCCAGCUGUGAGUUUUAGCUGCAGCGCUGCUCAUCAAGUCAGCAAGUAUAUUCCUGUCAUUUGAAUAAAGACUACAGACCUAUGGAAUAAAAUGUCCUAUUGACAAACC
This is a messenger RNA of Dunckerocampus dactyliophorus (ringed pipefish), 1780 nucleotides long. Its product is annotated as serine/threonine-protein phosphatase 2A catalytic subunit beta isoform. Gene Ontology annotation, biological process: peptidyl-serine dephosphorylation; mitotic cell cycle. Gene Ontology annotation, cellular component: cytosol. Gene Ontology annotation, molecular function: protein serine/threonine phosphatase activity. The transcript is spliced from 8 exons. Lineage: Eukaryota; Metazoa; Chordata; Actinopteri; Syngnathiformes; Syngnathidae. The coding region runs from base 289 to 1218 and encodes 309 amino acids. The record is from RefSeq and is a predicted model, not a curated record.